CCGCCUCUUGUAAAGAUGGCGACGACGAGGCACCGAGAUGUGAAGACUGGACGCUCAGCCCUCAAUAAAUACCGCUGGUCCGGACUCCGCACCAACUAACGCGGCACGGACGGAAAUUCGCUCGAUUAAUUUGUCAGUCGCAGCCCCGCUAUUCAACAUCGUCUGCGGCUGUAGGUGUCUCUCCCCCCCCCGGUUUCACCGCUCUUAGCUCGAAGUUGGUGCGGCUCCAGAGCUGGCCCGGGGCUAGCCGCGUAGCUGCGGCGGCUGCUCGGCUCUCCCCGUGCGGCCACUGUGCGCCAAUACCCCCGGACGGUGCCAGAAACUGGGUUUAUUUUAAGUUUUUUCUGCUUUCACGGAAACAGCCGCUCAUGGGUCACCUGAGUUAUUAAAAUUAAACCAGCACUGUUGCUUCAGAGUGUCUGGCGUUGAGUUUUCCGUCAUGUAUUUCCUCACCGGCUGGCCCCGGAGGCUGCUUUGUCCGCUGCGGAGUGAAGAGGAGCUUUUCCACAUCCAGCCCAGCUCCCAGAGGUUUUACUUCGCCCUGCUGUCAGACACACAGCUCAGCAUCUGGUUCAGCCGGCCCAGCGUUUUGAUAGUCAGCUAUAUCGAAUCUGCAAAGGCGGCGGCCCAGUUUGGCUUCUACCAGAAGGCAGAAUGGAAACCAGAUGACUCCAUGAUAGCUGUGGCUACUGCCAAAGGCUACAUCCUCCUGUUUGACGUGUUAGGUGGAGGGGAGGAAAAGUACCUCUAUGAGCCUGUCUAUCCAAAAGGUGCUCCUCGUGUAAAGGUGACCCCGGGUUAUAAGGAGGAGCAAUGUGCCCCUGCUCUGUCUUUAGAGAUGAAGAAGCCUGUGGAUCUGGAGGCCCCUAUCACCAGUCUGCAGUCCCUCCAGGAGGACUUACUGGUUUGUACUGCAGAUGGCUACCUCCAUGUUCUGCACUGGGCCGGGCUAAGCAGCAAUGGACGCAAGGCCAUCUGCCUUACUACAAUCCCCUUUUCAUUAGACCUGCAGUCUGCUAGAAGUGGUCCCUCUCUGGACCUGGAGGGAGUUUUUAUCCAUUGUAUGGAGUAUUGCGUAACCCUGGAUGGCUUCGCUGUGGUUCUCAGUGAUGGACGUCUGGGCUUCAUCACACCUCUGAGCAACACCAUCACAGCAGAUCAGCUACAAGGGGUUUGGGCAGCAGACGUGACCGAUGGCACCUGCGUGGCUGUCAACAACAAGUACAGACUGAUGGCUUUUGGCUGUGCCAGCGGCUCAGUGCUGGUGUACAUGAUAGACACCACAACAGGGUCCAUGCAGCUUUCCCACAAACUGGAGCUCACACCGAAACACUAUCCAGACAUUUAUAACAAGACGGGUGCUGUAAAGCUGAUCUGCUGGUCACCUGACUACAGCGUUGUCAUGGUUACAUGGGAGUGUGGUGGCCUCUCACUGUGGAGUGUUUUUGGAGCUCACCUCAUCUGCACUUUGGGAGAGGACUUUGCGUAUUGUUCCGAUGGUACCAAAAAGGACCCUCUUAAAAUCAGCUCUAUGAGCUGGGGAGCAGAGGGCUACCACCUGUGGGUGCUCCCUAACAAACAGGAGAGGAGGAAAGAGGAUGAAGCACAAGAUGUUGAAAUGGUUUCACCUCCUCGGCCUUCUCUGCAGGCUGGCAUACUGCAGUUCCACUUCAUUAAGAGUGCCCUCACAGUCAACCCCUGCACGAGUAACCAGGAACAGGUGUUACUCCAUGGUGAAGACCGCCUCUACCUGACUUGUGGCGACCCCACACAGAUCCACAGCACCUCCGAUGCACACCCGCACACACACUUGCACCCGCGUGACGGCAGCCCGCUGCACCAACCCUCCCACCCAGACUCUUCUCUCUCUCAGGGACUCAGCACUUUACUUGGACACAAGCAUUGGCAUGUCGUCCAGAUUCACAGCACAUACCUAGAGAGCAACUGGCCCAUACGGUUUGCAGCCAUAGACACAGCAGGCCAGUGCAUGGCGGUGGCGGGAAGGCGGGGCUUUGCACACUACUCCUUAUUCACAAGGAAAUGGAAGCUGUUUGGGAACAUCACUCAGGAGCAGAACAUGACAGUGACAGGAGGUUUGGCUUGGUGGAAGGAGUUUGUGGUCGUGGCCUGCUACAAUUUUACAGACCAGCAAGAACAGCUGAGACUCUAUCAGCGCUCUUCCAACCUGGACAACGCCUUCGCUUCAGUCACGAAGCUGCACUCAGAUACUCUGCUACUCAACGUCUUCAAAGACAUGGUGAUCCUUUUCAGAGCUGACUGCUCCAUCUAUCUGUACAGUCUAGAGAAGAGGAAUGAUAGUCCAAACCCGUCAGUCAGUGUGGAGUUGCUGCAGGAGGUGUCGAUGUCUCGCUACAUCCCUCACCCAGCUCUCGUGGUCUCUGUCACACUCACAUCCGUGCGCACCGAGACUGGCAUCACAUUGAAAGCUCCGCAGCAGGCCUGCAUGGCAGAGAGCAUCAUGUUGAAUCUGGCUGGCCAGUUGAUCAUGCUGCAGAGAGACCGGUCAGGACCACAGGUACGAGAGAAAGAGACGCCAGCCAUCAACAAAAAGCUGCUACCAUUCAGCCCUCCUGUCGUGCUGGCCCAGUGUGUGGAGAACGUCUGGACCACCUGUCGGUCCAACAAAAAGAAGCGCCACCUGCUGGAGGCCUUGUGGUUGUCCUGUGGAGAGGCAGGAAUGAAAGUGUGGCUGCCGCUUUUCCCUCGAGACCACAGAAAGCCCCACUCUUUCCUGUCCAGGCGCAUAAUGCUGCCUUUCCACAUCAACAUCUAUCCUUUGGCGGUGCUGUUCGAGGACGCCCUGGUGCUGGGCGCAACCAAUGAGACUGUUCUCUAUGAUGGGCUGCAAGGAUCAUCUGAGCCACUGGAAGCCGUGUUUCCCUACUGCACCGUAGAGAGGACAUCCCAGAUCUACCUCCACCACAUCCUGAGGCAGCUGCUGGUUCGCAACCUGGGUGAACAGGCUUUGAUGCUGGCUCAAUCAUGUGCGUCCCUCCCCUACUUCCCUCAUGUCAUGGAGCUGAUGGUUCAUGUGGUACUGGAAGAGGAGGCAACGUCACGAGAGCCCAUACCGGACCCGUUGCUGCCAACUGUGGCGAAGUUCAUCACUGAGUUCCCCCUGUUCCUCCAGACCAUCGUCCACUGUGCUAGGAAGACGGAGUACGCCCUGUGGAACUACCUGUUUGCUGCUGUGGGAAACCCUAAAGACCUGUUUGAGGAGUGUCUGAUGGCUCAAGAUCUGGACACAGCAGCCUCAUAUCUGAUUAUACUCCAGAACAUGGAGGUUCCAGCUGUGAGUAGACAGCACGCCACGCUUCUCUUCAACACAGCACUUGAGCAGGGCAAGUGGGACCUCUGCCGACAUAUGAUCCGAUUUCUCAAAACCAUUGGUUCAGGGGAGAUGGACACUCCUCCAACAACACCCUCUACCCAGGAGCCCAGCUCAACUGGAGGCUUUGAGUUCUUUAGAAACCGCAGCAUCAGCUUGUCUCAGUCAGCAGACGCCAUCGCAACAGGAAAAUUCAACCUGCAGAAGACCUUCAGUAUGCCCUCUGGAGCUUCUGUUAAAGGUCGGGACGUGGAUUGUCCAGAGAACAUGUACAUCGACAUGAUGCUGUGGCGCCACGCACGCCACCUCCUGGAGCAGGUCCGCCUCCGAGACCUGGGAUGCUUUUCUGCUCAGCUGGGCUUCGAGCUCAUUGGCUGGUUGUGCCGUGAGCGAAACCGCGUGGCCCGAGUUGAGGAUUUUGUUUCAGCUUUGAAGAAACUGCACAAGGAUUUCCUCUGGCCAUUCCCCGUUAUUCCUGUGGGAAGCCUCAGUUCACCGCUGAAAAACGGCCGCUGUCGUACAGUGCUGAGCUCACGGCUAUUGAAGUCGCAGUCUGCAGACAGUCUGCUGACCAGCGACAUGGACACGGGCCCACCACUGACGUCUCCUAGCAACCACGCCUGGAUGGACAGGCUCGGACAAAGGACCAAAGACGUGGACACAGCUUCAUCCGCUCACUCCAACCAGCACUCACCACAAACACACGACGCCUUCCUGUCGCUCCUCACAAACAAAGUGGAGGAGUACAGCAUCGGAUCGGCCACAGACCUGACGGAGACCAGCUCAGUGGUGGACGGUGACUGGACAAUGGUCGAUGAGAACUCCUCCACUUUGAGCCUAAGUCAGGCUGAGCUGGAGCACAUCUCCAUGGAGCUGGCCAACAAAGGCCCACACAAGUCACAGGUGCAGCUCAGGUACCUUCUACAUGUGUUCAUGGAGGCGGGCUGUUUGGAGUGGUGUGUUGUGAUUGGUUUGAUCCUUCGAGACUCGAAUGUCAUCAAGCAGGUGAUAAGCUUCCUGGACUGUCCCGAGGUUCCUUCUGAAACUGUGCAGAGUAUCCGGAACGGUCUAUUGGCUGUGGAUACAUGGGCGUCCACUGACUGCCUGGGAUACAAACCAUUUUUAAGUUUAAUCCAGCCACAGAUGCAGGAACUCAUGGAGUCUACGUCUGAGCAGGUGCAGCCCGAAGCUUUCCAGCCCACAAGUCAAAACUCCAAGCUCGGUGUUUCCGAAGGACUGGGAGGAGUCGCGGUACCUCGGCCCGAAGAAAGCAGAGGAGUAGCCACUCCGCUGGGCCUGGCCUUGCCUUCCCUCGAACCUGCAGGAGUUUUUUCUCGUCCCCCCUCGGAGGACUGUCCUUCUGACCAGUCGGAGGAACAGGGAGACGAGGAGGGGACCUACGACUGCACCUUGUCCUGAACCACAGAGCCUCUCCUGGACUUCGACCUGUGACUUUCGGAUUGAUGGAAAGAAAUUAGGAAGCAGCUGACAGGAAACAUAUUUUGUGUUUGUGUGUGUGAGUGACUGUGACUGUGUGUGUGCACAAAAAGUACCUCUCUUCGUAGGUUCUCACUUCAGUCAGUAUUAUCCAAUCUUGAUAUUUUUUCAUUUGUUUUUUUCCAGUUGAGCCUCCUGCAGAUUCUGAACUACCUGAGGCGCAACUUUCAUCCCAGGUUCAGUCUGACGUUCCCUCUAACAUUUUGCCAAAAUGCGCUAUUUGGGGGGAAAAAAAGGUCACCUGUGUCAGUUUUUACUUAUACGUAAAGUGCAGCACAUUAAAGCACCAGUUUUGUUUUAUUCCCAGAAUUGUCCAGACAGAAAGCACCUAUUUUGAGUCAAUGGGAAUGAAUGAGAGUCAGUUCAAAGAGUUGAUCAUGCUACAGAACAAAGCUUCAGUCAUGAACCAUCUAAAAGAUUCACUGAGGUGUGUCUGAACCUACAUGCACAAGAGGUGUUUCAUACUUUCAUACCUCAUUAUUUUGAUACCUUUUCAGCAAUGUUAUGUAAAAGGGCGAGAAAAAAAGAUUAUUUUUCUACCAAUUGUCCAUCUGGAGUUUCCCUGUGAAAAAUUCUCCUUAUAUGAAUUCUGUGUAAUUCUUGAAACGUUAUAGGACCCCUGAGGUUAUUUGAGAGAGGAAUCCUUGCUGUUGCAAGUGCAUACUAGUUUCCUAGCAUUCAUUAGUGCUGUUUGUCUAGUUUUUAUACACCAAAGCCCAGACCUUUCAGGUCAAGGUCCAACAGUGUCCGAGCCAGAGUCUGGCCACACCUUUUAGGCCCAAAUGCUCACCAGGCCAGACCCUUUCUUGAAGUAGAUUUGAGGCAGUGGUGCCAGGGGAAACAUCUGCUACAAAAACCAAAUCCUGUGAUCAUGUGUCCACCUUUUUUCAAAUGUGGUUUCAGUUUUUGAGAGUUGAAAAUGGUCUCCAUGGUCAUUGCAUCAGAUCAUUGUUUUUUUUUUUUCAAUUAUUUCCCCACUUUGUCACCCAGUGCUCCUGCCUAAGUCAAUCCUGGGCAUUGCUCCCCUCUACCAACCCCAGGAGGGCCCUGCACUGAGCUCAGGUCUCCUCCUUACUUGAGGAGUGAGCAGGCAGCUUCUUUUCACCAGACACGGUGGGGCUUCUCUGCGCGUGGAAGGAUCACGUUAUUCCGGCCAGAUCCUCCCCACCCCAUCUGUCCCCGGCUGGCCAGAUGGGGGCAGUGUAUGGCUGCAUGUUUUUGAGAGGGGAGCACGGGAAGAAAAUGCAAACUCGACACAGAAAGGCCCUUUCGCCCUGGGUGCUGAAGUAAUGAGGGGAACUUAACUCAGCACCCAGAGCGUCCCCGGCGAGAAUUGAACCCAGGACCUUCUAGCUUUGAGGUGGCUGCACUACCAGCUGCCCCACCAUGCCCCUAGAUCGGGGGUCGGCAACCCGUGGCUCUUGAGCCGCAUGCGGCUCUUUAGCGCUGCCCUAGUGGCUCCUGGAGCUUUUUCAAAAAUGUUUGACCUUUUUUUUCUUUUUUUUCUCUUUUUUCUUUCCUUUUUUCUUCUUUUUUUUUUUUUUUUUUCUCUUUUUUUCUUCCCUUUUCCUUUUUUAAUCUCGACAUUUCGACUUUUUUCACGAAAUUUUUACUAUUUCUUCGACAUUUUGACUUUUUUCUCGACAUUUUGACUUUUUUCUCGAAAUUGUACUUCAACAUUAAUCUCGACAUUUCGACUUUUUUUCUCGAAAUUUAGACUUUUUUUUCAACAUUUCGACUUGCAUAAUGAAAAAUAAAUCUACCCCCAGUUAUAACUAAUAUAGAUACAUGAAGCAUGUGUUGCCUUCAUUCUAAGGCUUAUACAAGACUUUUAACUUUUUGCGGCUCCAGAGAUAUUUGUUUUUUGUGUUUUUUGUCCAAUACGGCUCUUUCAACAUUUUGGGUUGCCGACCCCUGCCCUAGAUCAUUGCUUUAUUUAACCCAUUUCCAUUUUAAGAUCUUUUCCAUCAUUAUGAGACUGCAGUUUUAUUCCCGCACAGCAGUGUUAAAAGCAAAGCAUCAGUAUUGUUUGAAAUCACCCGAUAAGAGAACUGAAACUUCGUCCAGUACAACAUGCAUAUCACAUGAUUUUGAGUGUUUGUGUGAUUCUGUGUGGAUUUCUGAAUUUGUGAACUGCAUUGUAUUCAUAAUGUGUUGUGACCGGGGACAUCGAUCACCUGGAAAUUAUUUUAUCGUAUUAGUCUUCAUUAUUGCUGUUAUUUAUUGGCAUUACAGCUGAGUGAUAAUUUCUGAAUUGAUAAAAGGUUGUUUUUUUUAUGACUGAUGAUAACCUUUCCCACCUUUCCUAAUCAAAGUGGUGCAUUGGCUCUCAACCACAAGCACUAAAGGUUUGUCGGAAGCAUCAGUAUUAUAUUGUGCAAUCUAUUGAAAUGUUACUCGAGCUUUGUUUUAUGUUCACCACUUCACUUCUCUUUUAAUUCAUUGUAAACCAAAACACGUUUUACAUUUUUUAUUUCUGUUCAAACUUGGACUCUUGUUUUGCUCGAACCUGCAGCAGAGUGUGGGCCCCGUGUCCACUUUGAACAAGCCUACAGCCUCACUACGCUGCUCCGCUGUAAGCUUUACUUGACUUGAACGUGGUAACUCCAUGAACCAAAGACUUUAAUGUCCAGAGGCCUUCUGUUAAAAACCGGCUGCGAAGUCGAGUCGUUGUGCAGAGGACAAAACCUCAGACACAAACCCACUCUCUCAUCCUGGAAAUGAGCUCAAAUGCUCCGAACUGAUGCUGACGUCAUACCAGACCGUCUCCCGAGGAAAUUAAAGCUUCAGAUCGUUGGUGGAUCCAGGUGGACAGCGUCCCUUACCUGUUGUAGUCUGAAAGUAUUGCCUGACGACUUGGAUUAAAGUAUUUUAUCUCUGGGCCAGCUGACAUCCUCAAUGCAGUCUAAAGCUACUUUCUUGUACAUUACCCUUUUCUACUCAUGUAUGAUUUUCUACUUCAUUUCCCCCCCUUGUACAUAAUGACGAAUAAAUUAUUUUUAAAA
Molecule: messenger RNA, 7851 nt
Organism: Cololabis saira (Pacific saury)
Lineage: Eukaryota; Metazoa; Chordata; Actinopteri; Beloniformes; Belonidae
Gene: ric1
Product: RIC1 homolog, RAB6A GEF complex partner 1
Exons: 27
Coding region: 440-4768 (1442 amino acids)
Biological process (GO): intracellular protein transport; retrograde transport, endosome to Golgi
Cellular component (GO): Ric1-Rgp1 guanyl-nucleotide exchange factor complex; cytosol; Golgi membrane
Molecular function (GO): protein binding
Source: RefSeq, a predicted model, not a curated record